Molecule: messenger RNA, 600 nt
Organism: Pyricularia oryzae 70-15
Lineage: Eukaryota; Fungi; Ascomycota; Sordariomycetes; Magnaporthales; Pyriculariaceae
Exons: 5
Coding region: 1-600 (199 amino acids)
Source: RefSeq, a predicted model, not a curated record
AUGACUUGUCCCGAAAGUGAGACAGCAUUGUGUACGCGGACUAUCUCGUUGAAAUUGGUGGGCAAUUGGUCCGGCACGUCGACCCAGAACUCGUGGCUCCUGGGUCAAAUCUCACGCCCACUUGCCCGCAGCCCAGAUUUUCGUCCAAUACUCCCAGGUCUGGCCCUGGAAGGAGCGGGGGUGCUCCGCGACGUGGCAGGGUCCCAAACGAACGGCCUCAUUAGACGAAAUGUACGCUGGGGGAAAGCGGGCUGCUCCCAUGUAAAGGAGCAGGAGUUGAUAGUGCCAUGCUUGGAGAUUGGCAGCGGGGGGACAAAGAUUUUUGACUUUGGGUUGAUUGAGGUGCUUGCUUGUUUGCCUCAGGCAACAACACACAGCAGCACGAACCCGCUCCCUGUCUGUGCGGUCUUUAGUUUCGCCGGAAACAACCUAGCCGUGCCUUCCGAGAAUUAUCUUCCAACGGGCGCCUAUCUUUGUUGCAACUACACUCAGUAUAUCUGGUUUGGAUGGUCUUCAGGCACAAUCGCCCGCAAUCUGCUGUCGUCCGUUCGAUGCCUCAGUCAGACCCCGGUCGCAAACGCCCAGACCGCACCUAGAUGA